Messenger RNA from Octopus sinensis (East Asian common octopus), 3377 nucleotides. RefSeq lists its product as uncharacterized. The record is from RefSeq and is a predicted model, not a curated record. The transcript has 4 exons. NCBI's taxonomy places the organism in Eukaryota, Metazoa, Mollusca, Cephalopoda, Octopoda, Octopodidae. Bases 369 to 1445 code for a protein of 358 amino acids.
UUCAAAGAUAUUACCAAAUAGGUCUUUGUUGAUGGAGUCAAGGAAGGCUUAAGGAGAAUUUAAGCUGCGUAUGGAUGACACCCGAGCGUGGAAGGUUAAGGAAAGAGAGAAAGAACAUAAAUUUCCAGUUCGAUGCUUCUCGCGUGUGUGCGUUACCUGUAAGGUGUGUUACCUUUAAGGAGAUUCCCAAGACAUUGUUGUACACACAGAAUGGAAUUAAUUUAAAGAAAGGAAUAAAAUAAAACAACACUGAAAUUAGCUAAAUCAACAACAACAAAAAGAAGAAGCAAAAAAGCAAAGCAAAUCGAAAAAUCAGGAUUUUUUUUUUUCUCAUAAUCUCAAAUCCAUUUGAUAUUUUGUAUGAAAGAAUGAUGGUAGCCACACCAAUAACAGAGCAACUCUCCGCAAAGUGUUCCAAACAUCAUAUUGAUGUCACCUCUGAUGUUGAUGAUAGUCUGAAUGUGUUCGCAAAUGGUGACAGUGAGAUUUCACUGAUUCAGAAAGCUAAGAUUAAGAAAACUGAAGAGAAAAACGAUGUCAGUGAGAAACUGGAAGAAAGCAGUCAAAGCGAUUCUAUGUUAACUGAUGAUGGUGACACAGAAACCAGUAGCAUCGGGUCAAACAAAGGGUCGACUGGAUUGACCCCAGAUGAAAUUAAAGUUGAUGAACAAGUGAUUGAAAAGAAAGUUAAAAAAAAAUAUUAUUGGUAUGGCAACCAUAAACUAGUGAAACCCAUCAAAGACAUCCCACCACGAUUCCAACAGAUGCUGGCAGAAACUAAUGCUGAAAAAAUACGAUGUGAAGGACGACCUAUCAUUCUACAACAGCAGGUUGAACAGAACCGAAAUGACGCAAACAUUACGUCAACGUCUUUCAACCCAGAUGCACAGUGUUUUAUUCCGAAUCAAAUAUUUGACAAGAUGGAUGCUAACGUUAAGGACAUGCCAUUGUCCGUGACAAAUGGAGUAAGCAACAGUAGCAGCAGUGAUAGUAGCAGCAGUUGCAGUAGUAAUAGUAGUAAUACCAGUAACAGUAUGAUGUGUAGCAGAUCUGGAUGUGGUAAUGCAGUGAGUGGUACUCAUUCUGAAAUGCUGUCACCUGCCAAUGGAGCACACGUGCCCUUCACAGCGAAUCCUAUAUACACAAUACACAUUUACAGCUCAGCGAACACUCCGAUGACAAAUGCAAGCAUUUCUUCAUCUGCUAACCCUUGCUGCAUGCAUGCCACUAAUUCAUGUACUAACAUGUACCCUUCAGCAAACAACCAGCAACCAUUACAAGCACCGGUGUAUUAUACCUCGCAGCCGUUUUCACAACCAACCUAUGCAACAGCUGAAUAUCAACCAUUCAGACAUUCCGUAAAUCAUGCCCAGUCGGUCCAGUAUGCUCCCUGUAUUACUUAUACUCAAAAUCACCAAUACCCGUUAGCUGCAAUGCCUCAUUAAUUUGCAGUCAAAGCAUUACCCUCUUCCAUUUAGGGUAGAAUUGAAGAUUUCAGAAUCAGAAAAUAUCGAAUGUUGUGUCUCAGGAAUUAGACCAUUUAGAGUGACCGACUGAUCUCAACACAUUCAUACUACGGAAACUUGUUAGCAACACUGACCAACUGACCGUAGUUAUGUUGCUGUUAUAGAAACUGACACUGACCACAACUAUAUAGAUGUGAGCACUGACUGCAAAUGUGCUGAAAUACCUUUUGACAUUGACCACAGCUAACAUAAUGUGGCUGUCCUGGAAGGGAUGACUGUUACUGUUGUUUAGCACCAGGAAAUAUCAUUUCCAGCUGGCUACACGACACAAUAUUUGUGUCCUUAUAUAUUGUCAUAUAGAUAUUGGGUCAUAUAGCCAAGUGGAACCGCUAUUUCCUGGGGCUAAACAACAGUAAGAGUCUUCCCUUCCAGAACAGCCGCAUUAUGUUGGCAAAUAGCAUUUACUUAAAAGAACUGUUACUGAAAUCUCUCUAUGAGAGAUUUAGAAAUAAUAAUAUUGACAACAGCUGCUUGGAAUAUUGAAUCACAUAGUGAAACUGAGAACUGACCACUGCCAUCUUGCAACCAUAAAUAAUGUAUUGAUAUUAUAGAUACUGACCAAUUGCCUACAUCUGUAUUGAUGUUAUACGUACUAACACUGACAGGUAACUAUACUAACACUCUCAUUACUGAUAACAUAGUGACUGAUAUGCUGAUAUGAAAUCAAUUUAUUGAUUCUUGCAGCAUAUAUUUCCUAAAUGGUAUAUGAUAUGACCAAACAAGGUGACAGCAGAAAUAUAACUUAUAAUAAGAAAGAAAGGCACUGGAAAAAAAUUUUAUACAAACACUUACGAACAAUGUACAAAUGAACAAACGUUACAAGCUGAGAAUAAAAUAUUUUUAAUAUAUUUAUGAAUGGUACUGAUAUGAUACACUCAAUAUUUGGGAUAUAUCAAAUAGUUAUGAUGCAUCAAAUAUUUGUGAUAUAUCAGAUAUCACAUGAAAUAUCAUAUGAUAACAAUUAAGGUUAGAGCUUUGUCUUAAUAUUCUAAAUUUAACUCUUAUAGUCAAAAGGAAAAAAAAUUCAAUAUUAUAAGACUGGAAACCUUGUUUUCUUUUUAGAAUACUGCAUAGAACCAUAGUUAUUAUAAAUUUUACAUUGACAUUAACAAGAAAUUAGACAAUGUCCUUGACAAACAAAGGUGAUUAAUACAGACAGGACUAUUUCUUCUACCAAUAACAUUAAGUACAAAUAAUUUAUGUGAGGUUAAGUUAAUUGACACCAAUCCUUCAUCGUUCUUUCAGAUCAUUGAAAAAUAGGGGUGAAAAAGGGCAAUAAACUGGCAGCAACAAUAUUUAGUGGGCCAGUCUAAACAGCAUGCUACGUUAAGUUGCAUUCCUUAACAUUCAGAAUUCAAAUGAGACCAAGACGUAAAUAUACAUUUUGCUGCUCUAGAGUUGAUAAAUUAUAUAGAUAAUAGUCAUAUACGAAGAUUUAUUUAUCCACCUAUGCCCCUCCCAUAUGAAUAUGGGAGGGGUAAAAAACCAAGAGCACUCGAUUGGAUGAAUUGGUAGAGUGGCAGCUUUUCCCCACCCAAAUUUCUGGUGUUGUGCUCAUUGCUAAAAAUUAUAAUUAUUUGAAAAAGUCUAAUUAAAAUUAUCAUAUUUUGUAGUAUUGAGUAUUAUCUGAUAUAUCACAAUCUUGUACUGCUAUCAUUGUAUUGAAUAUCACAUAUAUGGCAGCUGUAUUACCAACUUUUAUCCCCUAGAUCAUAAUUAUCCUGUAUAUUACAAUUCUAAUAUCAAUUGUUAUUCCAUGUAUCACGAUUGUAAUAUGAAAUGUUAUUGCAUGUAUUGCUUUCAUGAUAUCAAAUGUUAUCACCCAUAAUGCAAUAAACAUUACAAUAGAAA